AGCGACACAUCGAGUGAGAGCAGACGGAAUGAUCUAGAUUUCAUAUUUAUGUCCACUGGAUCGUCUCUCUGUUUAAUAUAGCGUGAAAGGAUCGGAUGUACUUUACGCACAAAUCUCUAGGACGCAAUAGAGAAGCACCUCUCCAAAAUGACCAAAGUGGUGCCAUGGCAGGUUUUACGCAGGAGCCGACAGUGUUUGGGAAACUUUUAGGAGGGGUCUGUAAUUUCGCGUUAGCUAUCUGAAGACCCGGUAAUGUGUGAUAUCCCUGCUGCCGGUGGAACCGUCUAAUCCCUCCCUGAUUAUACCGCGCACAGAUGGAUUGCGUCCGACUGACACCAGGGCCAAGUCAGAUCGUUUUAACCGCUAUGCUUGCGCCUUGAUUGCCGAAUCGAAGCUAUUUGAGGGACCAGCAUUACUUUUGGAGCCCCCCCCUCCCAGCUUCUGAAAUGAGGAGAGCUGUCCUGAAAGAAGCCGCCAAACGGUUCCCCUGGCUUGCCAACGUCACUUUGUACGGGUGCUUAUUCGCCGGCGGCGACCUGGUCCAUCAGCUCAUCGCUCAGGAGGAGCACAUGGACUGGAAACACACUCGCCACGUGGCUAUCGUGGCUAUAAGUUUCCAUGGAAACUUCAAUUACUUCUGGCUGCGAGCCCUGGAGAGGCGUUUCCCCGGGAAAUCCGCCGGGAUGGUUUUCCGCAAACUCCUGCUGGACCAAAGCUUCGCGUCGCCUUUGGCCACCAGCGUCUUCUAUACAGGAGUGAACUUCUUGGAGGGAAAAGAAGACAUCUUUGAAGACUGGAGGGACAAGUUCUUCAACACCUGGAAGACUGGACUCAUGUACUGGCCGUUCAUGCAGUUUCUGAACUUUGUCCUGAUGCCGUUGUACCUGCGGACGGCCUUCAUGGGCUGCUGCGCCUUCCUCUGGGCCACCUUCCUCUGCUUCUCGCGGCAGAGCGGCGACGGCACCGCCGCCGUGGCUCUGGCCUUCGUCAUGGACCCCCGUAAGACCCUGGAGGAGAUUCGUGAGGCCCGGCUGGCUCGGAAAAAGCAAAAGAGCCAGCGGGAAAACUAGAAGGAGGAAGAGGAGGAAGAGGAAGGGGAAGGAGGAGGAGGAGAAAGGAGGAGGAGGAGGAGGAGGAGGCUUCUGUCUUUCAGGCCUUUGACAGAAGGGUUUCCACUUUGGCUUCUUCAUCAAACUGAUGAGCAGGUUACUGGUUGGUAAAAGGAAAAAUAUUUCUCUCUCACAUAGGCACACAACAGUUGACUAAUGACUGCCGUUAUAUUACUAAUAACUUUUUAAUAACAUUUUCUUCCUGUGCUGAAUAUUAUAUUUAUUCUUGACCUUUUUCUGUGCAAAGAGUAUAUACUAUUUCCCCCGAAAUAUGUUCUUGGUAAAGUAGGAAAGCAUUUAGGUAAAAGCAGGCGGCAACCUCUGGUUCUGAAGAGUG
Molecule: messenger RNA, 1446 nt
Organism: Anarrhichthys ocellatus (wolf-eel)
Lineage: Eukaryota; Metazoa; Chordata; Actinopteri; Perciformes; Anarhichadidae
Gene: mpv17l
Product: MPV17 mitochondrial membrane protein like
Exons: 4
Coding region: 447-1070 (207 amino acids)
Biological process (GO): mitochondrial ribosome assembly
Cellular component (GO): membrane; cytoplasm; mitochondrion
Source: RefSeq, a predicted model, not a curated record